AAGAACCCAUUUUGCUAAACCCACUAAUAAUUCCAUUUCUAUGCAAUUCCACACUCUCCAUUCCAAACCAACUUGAUCAUUAUCUCAAGUUCAAUGGAUAGCUCAUCCGUAGCCCCCAUGUCAAUCGACAAUGGCCAUAUUGAAGAACACACCAAUAAGGAGCUCUCAAUUAGCUCAACCACCCGCCAGAUCAAAGCCUCCAAGGGUGGCUGGAACGCUGCUAUUUUCGUCAUCCUCGUGGAAGUAGCCGACCGGUUCGCCUUCUAUGGCCUAAGCGGAAACCUCAUCAUGUACCUCACCAACGUCCUUCACCAGCCAACAGUCACCGCCGCUAAGAACGUCAACAUGUGGGUCGGUGUAUCCUCCCUCUUCCCGUUGCUCGGUGCCCUCGUCGCCGACUCCUUCCUCGGCCGCUUCAAGACUAUUCUCUUGUCGUCCAUUGUUUAUUUACUUGGAAUGGUGCUGCUGUGCUUUUCGGUGUCGGCGAUUCCUGCGGGCUAUCGGAAAGCGGUCUUCUUCGUGUCGCUUUAUGUGUUAUCGGUCGGCGAGGGCGGGCACAAGCCGUGCGUGCAGACCUUCGCCGCCGACCAGUUCGACGAGGACACGCCGGAGGAAAAAGAGGCUAAGAGCUCCUUCUUCAACUGGUGGUACUUAGGGAUUGUUGCUGGAGCCGCGGCUGCCAUUUUAGUGGUUAUUUACAUUCAGGAUAAUGUUAGUUGGACUGUUGGUUUUGGGAUGUUAGCCGGGGUGAUAGGGGCGGCUCUCGUGCUAUUUUUGCUCGGAACGAGGAGGUACCGGCGGCAGGUUCCUGUCGGGAGCCCCUUCACCGCGGUGGCGCAAGUGUUAGUGGCAGCAGCUCGAAAGUGGCGCGUGAAGGAUAGUGGAAAUAAUUUAGGUGUUUUUUAUGGUGACGAGAGGGUGCUGCUACAUGGGCAUCUAGUGGAGGCUCAGCCUGGUGCUCGGCACUUGACCCUUGCGAACAAAUUCAGAGUUUUGGACAAAGCAACUUUAAUUGACAACCAUGACGGGUCAUCAAGUCACACAAGAAAUCCAUGGAGGCUGUGCUCCGUACACCAAGUGGAAGAAGUCAAGCUUGUCAUUCGACUGAUUCCUAUAUGGUUAAGCUGCCUGAUGUUCAACGUGGUCCAAGCCCAGCUCCACACCUUCUUCACCAAGCAAGGCAGCACAAUGAUCCGAUCAAUCGGGCCCCACUUCAAGCUUCCGCCGGCGUCGGUUCAAGGCCUCGUCGGCGUCACCAUCCUCGUUACGGUCAUGAUCUACGACCGAGUCUUCGUCGCCGUGGCGCGGAAGGUCACGGGACACCCUUCCGGCAUAACCACCCUGCAAAGAAUCGGCUUCGGCCUAUUCCUGUCUAUACUCAACAUGGUCGUUUCCGCAAUUGUUGAGGCCAAAAGGGUCGACGUUGCGGCGAAACACGGUCUCUUGGACAGUCCUAAGGCACUACUUCCGAUGAAAAUCUGGUGGUUGUUCCCACAAUACAUGAUUUGUGGAUUGUCGGACACGUUUGCCGUGGUGGGACUCCAAGAGCUGUUUUAUGCGGAAAUGCCCAAGUCGAUGAGGAGCUUGGGCGCGGCGGCUCAUAUAAGUAUUUUGGGCGUUGGAAGCUUCAUGAGUAGUUGGAUAAUUUCUAUUGUUCAACUCAUUAGCUAUCGAUUAACCGGGGAGGGAUGGCUUAGGGACAAUCUCAACCGUUCACAUUUGGACUACUUUUACUGGGUGUUGGCUGGAUUGAGCGCACUCAAUUUGUGCGUUUAUAUUUGGGUCUCCAAGGGAUUUGUCUACAAAGCAAAUUAUGGGGGUCGAGAAACAACUAGGGUGAAUGAUUCGGGAUCUAAAUGUAUGAAUGGAGAAGUAUGAUUAGAUAACUAUACCAAAAGGGAAAAAAAAAAAAAAAAAAAAAAAAAAAAAAAAAAAAAAAGAAAACUCCAUGGAUAAGCUAGGUGGUGGCUUUAUUACAUGUGGACUAUCCUUCUCUUGUGCCAUGCUACUGUUAUGAUCUAAUUUUUGGUGUUAAUUAGGUCCUACAACCCUUUUAAAAUCUAGUUACUUAUCUGCACCAUGUUGAUUAAGUUUUUCGUAAAAGUGGCUUUCCUCCAAUUCAAUACAAAGCAGCUAAAUUUAGUUUCUAAUCCAACAGAAGUUGAUUGCCAAAAUAAUCUCCGCGUGUCCACCAUAGAAAGUUUUAAAAUUUAAAUGAGAGAAAACUUUAGGAAUAACACAAGAAGGGGGCA
Messenger RNA from Morus notabilis, 2252 nucleotides. RefSeq names its product protein NRT1/ PTR FAMILY 5.4. The coding region runs from base 94 to 1878 and encodes 594 amino acids. Gene Ontology annotation, molecular function: transmembrane transporter activity. Gene Ontology annotation, biological process: oligopeptide transport; transmembrane transport. The transcript has 5 exons. Lineage: Eukaryota; Viridiplantae; Streptophyta; Magnoliopsida; Rosales; Moraceae. The record is from RefSeq and is a predicted model, not a curated record. Gene Ontology annotation, cellular component: membrane.